Closterium sp. NIES-67 is the source of this 1784-nucleotide messenger RNA. Lineage: Eukaryota; Viridiplantae; Streptophyta; Zygnematophyceae; Desmidiales; Closteriaceae. The record is from the annotation of a GenBank genome assembly.
GAACCAAACCAUUUUCGUUCACCACCUGCUCAGUCCCGACUUUCCCUGAUCCCUGCUCGUCUAGCUGACCACGGCAUAGUCGAUUUUUGAGACGUCUCAAAACUGACCAACGCAUAGCAGCCACACCCUCGGGUUCCUCCUUCGUCGCCGCGCUUGGCGAUUGUUCUGGAAAAUUCACUGAAAAGUGACUCUAGCGAAAUCUGCAUCAACGUGAAUCUAACGAAAGCGCUGCAUCUGAUGGCUUUGAUCCCGUCGGUCGCGCGGCUCCCUCAGCUGUCGCCUGUGGCGCUCCUCUCCUUCGUCGUUGUUGCCGCGAUCGUCGCGGCGCUCCUCCCCUACAGCGACGCCAUUCGCCUCGCCGCGUCGCCGGAUGCGACCAUCCUCACGCCGCAGCUGGACGUUCUCCGUCAGCUCGGCGCGCAGUCGGGCAGCGGCUUCGCGGGGUUCAAGUCGUGGACGGCAGCCGGCAGCCCCGCCAAGUGCGCGAAAUACGCUGGCGUCACGUGCGACGCGGAGGGGAGGAUCACUGGCAUCAAUGUCACGGCCGCCAAUCUCAAGGGCCCCAUCGACGCCCUCUCCAAGCUCGACGCGCUAGAAUUUCUCGACCUGAGUUCUAACGGCGAGGUGAAAGCGUUGCCGCAGUCACUGACCAAGCUCAAAAAGCUCAAGCACCUCGAUGUGUACAACUGUUGGAUCGAGGGGCAGAUCCCAUCCUUCCUCGGCCAACUCACUGCCCUCACGUACCUAAGCAUUGGCGGUAACCCGCUAGAUGGCGCUGUUCCUUCCAGCCUUGGCAGCCUUGUCAAUCUCGUCUCCCUCAACAUCGCUGGAACAGGGGAGGACGGAGUGGGAGGCCCCCUGCCUUCUAGCUUUGCCAAUCUGAAGAAGCUCAAAGAGCUCUAUCUGCGCAACAACCGCUUCAACGGCAAGCUGCCGGACUUUAUCGGGGACCUCACUAAUCUGGAGCAGCUCAUGGUGAGCAAGAACUACUGGGAGGGCCCCAUUCCCAAGACCCUGUCUAAGCUCAAGAAGCUCAAAUACCUGGGUCUUCGUGAGACAGCCUUGGAGGGCGAGAUUCCAACGUUCCUUGGGACGCUUGAUAAGCUCACAUACCUCUCCCUCUCUGACACGCGUCUGUACGGGGAGGUGCCUAAGGCGCUCAACGGGCUCGUCAACCUCAAAGAGCUGUACCUCCAGAAUGGAUGGUUUUACGGCCCCCUGCCCAACCUCAGCAACCUGAAGAAGCUCACAGAAAUUGAUCUGACAGACAACUAUUUCUCCGGUCCCGUGCCCGCCUUCCUCCUCCGAGUCAAGUCCGUUAGCAUCAGUGGAAACUAUUUUUCCGGCUCAGCCGCCGCCCUCCCCUGCUCCGACCAGUUCUCUAUCGACCGCAACUGCCUCUCUGCUGCCCCCGCCAAGUGCGGCGGGGUCGCUAGCCAGAGGAGCACGGCUGAUUGCAACAAGUUCUGCGGGACGGCAAUGGCUGCUGGGGCGUGCAGUGGGAAGGGCGUGUGCGUGUUGGACAUGGAACAGAUGCUUGACACACAGGCUUUUGUGCCCAUCUGCAAGUGUGAGAAGGGUUAUUGGGCUUCUCACAACAAGCUGAGAUGCUCCAAGAACAACACUUCAAUGGAGAUAUGAUCAGAGAACACUUGCAAGCUUGGCGAAUGAAUAAAAAAUAGGUGUUGAAUUGUUUGUUCAGCGUUUACCUACAGUAAUAAAAUAAUGGUGUGGUUGUUUGAGUUGCACCUUUAUAGAGCUGAAUGUGGCCGGGUUUUUCAUAC